GAAACAGAAGAAGUGUUGUUUCACCGAGCCGGACACACGUGCACCUGAUCACCAUCUUCAUCAUCAUCAUCAUCAUCAUGAGCACGACAGUGUUUUGCACACAGGCUUCAUCACUUCAGUUCUCCAAAGAGCCCAAAUCUCAGGACGCGUUACACGGCCGCAGUGCCAUUCUGCGCUGUGAGGUCAGUGACCCGGCGGAUGUGCGGUACUCGUGGAUGCAGGACGGCCGGAGUGUGGAGGACUCGGACCGGCGCUUUCAGGAGGGCAGUAACCUGAAGUUCAUGGCGGUGGAUCGUCACUUCGACACGGGAAACUUUCAGUGCGUGUCCUCCAACAGUGCCACCGGAGAGAUGGUGACCUCCGCCAACGCCUCCUUCAACAUUAAAUGGCUGGAGAGGGGGCCGGUCACCAUGAAUGAACCCGCCUCAGAGGCGGAGCUAGAGGACGCUGAACGAAUCACACUGCAGUGUCACAUUGAUGGACAUCCACGGCCGAGCAGUAAAUGGUUUAAAGAUGGUGUUCAACUGGGAGGAAAGGAUCGAAUCCUGACGCUGACUGACCUCAGACCAGAGGAUUCUGGGAUUUACCUCUGCUGCGCUCGAAAUGCUGCUGGACAAGUGUGCAGUAACCAAAACAUCACGCUUAGUGUCAUCGAUAAGACUCUUCCUCGAGUGGUGGUGUCUCCAGAAGAUCAGGUGGUGUUGAGGAACGAGGAGGCCGUGUUUCACUGUCAGUUCAGAGCCAAACCGCCGCCGGAGCUCGAGUGGUUUCACGACACUGAACCUGUUGUCAACAAAUCAGGGGUUAUAGUGUACAGUAACGGCACCCUGCGCAUCACUCAGGUGAAGCAGCGCAGCACAGGCGUUUAUAAGUGUGUCGCUCCGUAUGGAGGAAACAAACAUGUACAGGUGGAGGCCGAGCUCAGAAUCGCAGAGAUCGAUGACAUGGGCGAGCGCAUGUCUCGGGUUUUCUCCGCUAACAGCAGGGAGAGGGUGACCUGUGAACCGCCCCGGGGUCAGCCGCUGCCGGAGGUGUGGUGGGAGCGUGCGGGUGAUCGCGUGUCGUCUGAGGGUCGUGUGUAUCAGCGGGACAGAGAUCUGAUCUUCAACCCGACCGAUAGAUCAGACUCGGGCGUUUACACGUGUGUCGCGCGGAAUAAAGCGGGACAGAAGGAACAGGAACUCAUCGUGACUGUCGCCACGUCUCCAGAAUGGAUCACAGAGCCGCAGGACACACACAUGGAGGAAGGUCACCCUGGAUACCUGCACUGUCACGCUCAGAGCACACCUGACCCACGGGUCACAUGGUACCGCAAAAACAUCCCGAUCAGUGAUGAGGGUUCUCGUUAUAAGCUCUUCUCUAACGGGACUCUGCGGAUCAACAGUGCUGAGGUGAAUGAUGCUCAGAUCUACAGCUGUGUGUGUGUGAGUGAAGGCGGCUCGCUCACCGGACGUGCUCGUGUUUAUAUACUGGAGAAGUUGAAGUUCACUCCCGUCCCGCAGCCGUCGCAGUGUUUACAGCUGGACAGAGAGAGCAGCGUCAACUGCAUCGCACAGGGACGAGAGACGCCCACGAUACACUGGAGCAGAACAGACGGCAGUGCUCUCUCGUCCCAUGCAAGUCAGGUGAACAGUGUUCUGAGGUUCAGGACAGUCACUCGUGCUGAUGCAGGAAACUACACGUGUGUCGCAUUUAACAGCAUGCAGGGAGAGAUCAGAGCAUAUGUGCAGCUCACUGUUGGAGUUCAUAUUAAGUUUAAGUUGGAGCCGGAGCAGACGACAGUGUAUCAGGGUCACACGGCGGUCUUUCACUGUCAGGCGUCAGGUGACCCGCCGCCCUUCAUCCAGUGGAUGAUCAAAGACAAACUGCUCAGCAGCAGCACUGGCAGGUUUCAGAAGAUGCCCAAUGGCUCUCUGGUCAUUAGUGAUGUCACCACUGAUGACACGGGCAUGUACACCUGUAUCGCAGGUAACAGCUGUAACAUCAGAGACUCUGCAGCACAACUGUAUGUUGUAGAGAAGCCCGUUCACCUGCAUGAUGGAGACGAGGAGAAGACUCAGUUUAAGAUGUUCCAGACGAUCGCUCUGUCUGUGGCGGUCGCUGUCGCUUACAUCAUCGCUGUGCUGGGACUCAUGUUCUAUUGCAAACAGAGACGCAAAGCCAAACGCCUGCAGAAGAGCCGCGGCGGAGAAGAACACGAGACGGAGUGUCUUAAUGGUGGCACUGUUCAUCACAAUGGUCAAACUACAGCACAGAUUCAGGAGGAAGUGGCUUUAACUAAUCUGACCUCAUCAACAGUUAGUGAGAAACAGCAGAACUGCCCUGAUAAACUGAACUUUCCCAGAAUGCACCUGCAGACUAUCACAACACUGGGUAAAGGUGUGUUCGGCGAGGUGUUUCUGGCUAAAGCGCGGUCUAUAGAGGAGGGUGAGGAGGAGACGGUGGUGGUGGUGAAGAGUUUACGGAGUCCAGAUGAAAGCGUCCAAUCAGAGUUCAGACGAGAGCUGGAGAUGUUCAGUAAAGUCCAUCACGCCCACAUCGUGCGACUGCUGGGACUCUGCCGAGAGACACAACCACAUUACAUGAUUCUGGAAUAUGUGGAUCUGGGGGAUCUCAAACAGUUUCUCAGGAUAUCAAAGAGUAACGAUGAGAAAAUCAAACCUCAUCCGAUCAGCACCAAAAGUAAAGUGUCUAUCUGUGCACAGGUGGCUGAUGGGAUGCAGCAUCUGUCAAAGCAGCGUUUUGUCCAUAAAGAUCUAGCGGCGAGGAACUGUCUCAUCAGCAGUCAGAGACACGUGAAGGUGUCGUCUCUCAGUCUCAGUAAAGAUGUUUAUAACAGUGAGUACUAUCACCACAGACAGGUGUGGAUUCCUCUGCGGUGGCUGCCAGCAGAGUCUGUGUUUGAGGAUGAUUUCUCCAGUAAGUCUGAUGUGUGGGCGUUCGGCGUGCUGAUGUGGGAAGUGUUCAGUGAGGGUGAGCUGCCGUACACAACUCUCAAUGAUGAAGACGUGCUGGAGGGUCUUCAGGCCAGUAAGUUGAGGUUGUCUCCUCCGGAGAACUGUCCUCCUCACAUCUUCAGUCUGAUGAGCCGCUGCUGGGCAUCCAGCCCGAAAGAACGUCCCACUUUCAGGGAGAUCGCCCAGACUCUGUCAGAGUUACCCACAGACACCAAAGUCUGAACCAUCAAUCUCUUACAAUCACAGACUCAUAGAGACUCAAAGCCAGACACGACAAUGUCCAUGACCGUGUGUGUGUGUGUGUGUGUGUGUGUGUGUGUGUGUGUGUGUGUGUGUGUAAAAGAGAGAGAGAGAGAAAGAGAGAGAGACAAUGCACUUGCUCAGAUCCAGGGACUUUCACCUGCCUUAAACAAGGUGUGAUCAAAUACGCUUGUGUCCCCAGAACAGUCUGUUUACAGUGUUGUUCUUGUUCGGCAGUGAACUUUACUUCCUGUCAGUGGAACCUCAGGAAGCUCUGGGUGUGAACUUUGACCUCUGCCAGCUCAGGACAAUCGCAGCUGUUUCAGGGGUACAAGCACAGGUACAAGCAGUACUUUACAUGCUGGAGUCUUGUGUCAAAGACUUGAACUUACACUUGUGCACAUAUGUAUGUAUGUAUGUGUGUGUGUGUUUGCUGAUAACCUUUUAAAUUAGUAGGUGUGUAAAUACACACUAAACACUUUUCACAGAGGAUUUAGUUCCUCUGUGUCUGAACAGCAGGUGCUGGUUUGUCUGUACACACCAAAAAGCAAAAUGCAGCACGACGCAGAGCCAAUCAGAAUCUGAUGUUUAAUAUGCAGCAUGUGCAGCAGGAUUUU
Molecule: messenger RNA, 3814 nt
Organism: Xyrauchen texanus (razorback sucker)
Lineage: Eukaryota; Metazoa; Chordata; Actinopteri; Cypriniformes; Catostomidae
Product: inactive tyrosine-protein kinase 7-like
Exons: 20
Coding region: 78-3179 (1033 amino acids)
Biological process (GO): synapse organization; homophilic cell-cell adhesion; protein phosphorylation
Cellular component (GO): neuronal cell body; plasma membrane; axon
Molecular function (GO): protein kinase activity; axon guidance receptor activity; ATP binding
Source: RefSeq, a predicted model, not a curated record